Tetranychus urticae (two-spotted spider mite) is the source of this 985-nucleotide messenger RNA. It is a transcript of the gene Gos28, whose product is annotated as golgi SNAP receptor complex member Gos28. NCBI's taxonomy places the organism in Eukaryota, Metazoa, Arthropoda, Arachnida, Trombidiformes, Tetranychidae. Gene Ontology annotation, biological process: vesicle fusion; endoplasmic reticulum to Golgi vesicle-mediated transport; inter-Golgi cisterna vesicle-mediated transport. The record is from RefSeq and is a predicted model, not a curated record. Gene Ontology annotation, molecular function: SNAP receptor activity. Gene Ontology annotation, cellular component: SNARE complex; Golgi membrane; Golgi medial cisterna.
AAAAACAGAGUACUAUCAAUUUUACUCAAUAGGUGGCAACAAAAUCAGUUGUCUCAUAUGAUUUUUGGAAAUAUUGUCUAUUUGAGUUGGACUAAUUGUUUGUUUCAAUAAAAUGACUGCUAAUCAUUGGGAAGAGCUUCGCCGGGAGGCACGUCUUUUGGAAAACGAGAUUGAUUCAAAGCUUCUGGCUUUCUCUAAAUUUGCUUCCAGAGAUUCAUCUAAUAGCAACAGUGAAAGUGUCCCUUUAUUGGAAGAUAAUAACGAUGUUUUUGAUAGGAUUACAAGUGAAAUUGAAAGAUUAUUGGCUAAAUUAACCGAUAUUAACAACAAAAUGUCAGAUUAUACAAAGCAAGUUCAAAAUUCAAGUGCAAUUUAUACUGUACAACGUCAUCGGGAAAUUUUGAAUGAUUAUUCAAAUGAAUUUAGAAAAACAAGGAGUAAUAUGAUGGAAGUUAUGCAUCGUGAACAAUUAUUAUCUAGUAAUAAACGUAAACCUGAUUAUCCUUCAAUGUCUUCCACUACUAAAUUGACAGAUCUAUAUUUAAAGGAACAAGAACAUAUAAGAAACUCUGAAAUAAUGAUUGAAGAACAGAUAAAUAUUGCUUCCCGAACAAGAGAGAAUCUUCUUAAUCAAAGGAAUACUUUCAAAGCUUUCCAAACACAGAUGACAACCUUAGCUAAUCGAUUCCCUAUGAUCAAUAGUUUGAUUCAUCGUAUAAACAUUCGCAAAAGGAAGGAUACAAUUAUUUUAAGUGGUGUUAUUGCUGUUUGUACUUUCUUUCUUCUUAUCUUCAUAUUCUAAUAAUCAACAUUGCACUUGAAGAUUACCCUAUUGUUACCAAAUUCACAUGGAUCUAAUUCACCAAACAGUAUAACAAGAAAAAAUGGCUUAAAUGACUGGAUCUUCUGAAUAUUUUGUACAGAUUUUGUUUGUUUUAAUUAUAAAAAGUAGCCAAAAAAUAAAUGUCAAUUCUUGAAUAUCUUC